AUGAAGAAAAGCUUUAGACGAGGUGGAAAUGAAAGCAACUCCGCUGCGGAGCGGUUAGCUGAUUACAGAGGAAACGGCCGUGGUCUAGGCAGUUCGCCUGGUAAAACCGAAGAUUCAUCGGAUUCAUCAAAAAUGGAAUUGGGCAACGAAGUAUUGGAUACCGCAGAGAGUUCUUUCUUCGGUGUUAGUAGAGAUAAAGAUAUGAAAAAAUUAUCAUCGGGAUGUAUUGGUGUUGAAAAUACACGCCCAUCAAAAGUAGUUACUGUAAAACAUCCAGAAUCCAAAAAGCCAAAGCCUACGAUUAAGAAAAACAAGCCUGUUCAAUCAGAUUUAGAUGUGUCUAAAGUAUUUUUACGGUGUAAAGAUGAUUUAGUCUCUAGAUUAGACUUGAGCAAAUCAAGUAUUACUCAGCUUCCUUCUUCCGUUCGAGAUCUAACUCAUCUUGAAGAAUUCUACUUGUAUGGAAAUAAACUUUAUUCACUUCCUUCUGAAAUUGGUUGUCUGGUAAAUUUACAAACGUUGGCUUUAAGUGAAAAUUCAUUGACAUCAUUACCUGAAUCAUUGGUAUCACUAAAAUCAUUGAAAGUUUUAGAUUUACGUCAUAAUAAAUUGAAUGAAAUACCUGAAGUAGUUUACAAGUUGACUACUCUUACUACCCUAUUUUUAAGAUUUAAUCGCAUUCGGGUUGUAGAUGAUGAUAUACGAAACUUGUCAAAUUUAACAAUGCUUUCUUUAAGAGAAAAUAAAAUCAAAGAAUUGCCUCCUGGAAUAGGAUGCUUGAUAAACUUAACUACUUUUGAUGUAAGUCACAAUCAGCUGGAACAUUUACCCAUUGAAAUUGGUCAAUGCGUCCAACUGUCAACCUUAGAUUUGCAGCACAAUGAACUUCUUGAUAUACCUGAAACAAUAGGCAAUCUUCAGUUGUUGACAAGGUUAGGCUUAAGAUACAACAGAUUAGUUACAGUGCCAAAAUCAUUGUGCAAUUGUAGUCGCAUGGAUGAGUUUAAUGUAGAAGGAAAUUCGAUAUCCAAUUUACCUGAAGGUUUAUUAGCUAGUUUGAGUGAUUUAACGGCAAUAACCAUUUCGAGAAACAAUAUGACAUCAUACCCAUCGGGCGGUCCUGCACAAUUUACAAAUGUUCACUCGAUUAAUUUAGAGCACAAUUUAAUUGACAAAAUACCUUAUGGCAUAUUUACAAGGGCGAAAAAUUUAGCAAAAUUAAACAUGAAAGAAAACCAGUUGACUUCAUUGCCCCUUGACAUAGGCACGUGGACGAAUAUGGUCGAAUUAAAUUUGGCGACAAAUAAGCUAACUAAAAUUCCAGAAGAUAUACAGUGUUUAGAAAGUUUAGAAGUAUUAAUAUUGUCUAAUAAUAUGUUGAAAAGAAUUCCAGCUGGAAUGGGUAAUUUAAGAAAGUUGAGAAUUUUAGAUUUAGAAGAGAAUAGAAUUGAAGUGUUACCGAAUGAAAUUGGAUUUUUAAGGGAUUUAACAAAAUUGAUAAUUCACAGUAAUCAGAUAAGUGUAUUACCCAGAGCCAUUGGUCAUUUGUCUAGUUUAGUUUAUUUAAGCGUGGGAGAUAAUAAUUUGACAAGUUUGCCAGAAGAAAUUGGUACUUUGGAAAAGCUUGAAUCAUUGUAUGUGAACGAUAAUCUGAAUUUGCAUCAUUUACCAUUUGAAUUAGCAUUAUGUAAAAACUUACAUAUAAUGUCAAUUGAAAAUUGUCCUUUAUCUCAAAUUCCUGCGGAAAUAGUUCAGGGAGGUCCUUCCUUAGUUAUACAUUAUCUAAAAAUGCAAGGUCCGUAUAGGUCAAUAUCAACUGCAUCAUAA
Messenger RNA from Pediculus humanus corporis (human body louse), 1827 nucleotides. RefSeq names its product leucine-rich repeat protein SHOC-2, putative. Gene Ontology annotation, molecular function: protein binding. The transcript has 2 exons. The coding region runs from base 1 to 1827 and encodes 608 amino acids. NCBI's taxonomy places the organism in Eukaryota, Metazoa, Arthropoda, Insecta, Psocodea, Pediculidae. The record is from RefSeq and is a predicted model, not a curated record.